AUGGUUGAUCCCAAGCGCCACAUCAACGUGCUGUCCGAGGAAGACCAGAUGUUCCUCAACGAGUGUGAAGAGGAGUUCAAGGAUCGAUUUUCCGAAAACGAUGCGGAAUUUCAAGCGUACUGCGAACAAGCACCGAAACCUCCACCGGUGCUGCAUCCCUGGCAAAACCGAAAUCCUCACAGCGGGGGACAGUAUGGUGGGCGUGGGCAGCGUCGUGGUGGUCAUUAUAAUAACCGGGGCGGCCGGUCCUAUCGUGAUCAUCGCGAUCGUCCUUACGAUUCUUCGUACCGUAAUCAAAACUACAGACACCGUUCCGAUGGCAACGGCAGAGAUAAUCGCCACCACUACAAUCGUAGAUAGGCACUAUUGGUGUGGGGUUGUAAUCGAUUAUCUUUCCCUGCCAAAAAGAACAAGAAUUGAAGAGAUGUUUGUGAAUUGAACACUGUUUAGGUGUGACUAGACUAGAGUCAUUUGAUUCCAAGCAUUAUGAACAAAUCAAUGCAUUCUUUGGAUUUUGUUCUGAAGAUUGUAAAUAAAGACUGUAAAUAAAAAUGGCGUUUUAAUGUGUCGUGUUCGAUAAAUUUGAA
Wyeomyia smithii (pitcher-plant mosquito) is the source of this 587-nucleotide messenger RNA. Its product is annotated as RNA guanine-N7 methyltransferase activating subunit. Bases 1 to 360 code for a protein of 119 amino acids. Gene Ontology annotation, biological process: RNA 5'-cap (guanine-N7)-methylation. The transcript has a single exon. NCBI's taxonomy places the organism in Eukaryota, Metazoa, Arthropoda, Insecta, Diptera, Culicidae. Gene Ontology annotation, molecular function: RNA binding. The record is from RefSeq and is a predicted model, not a curated record.